Alosa alosa (allis shad) is the source of this 2746-nucleotide messenger RNA. RefSeq names its product ankyrin repeat and SOCS box protein 2-like. The record is from RefSeq and is a predicted model, not a curated record. Lineage: Eukaryota; Metazoa; Chordata; Actinopteri; Clupeiformes; Clupeidae. The coding region runs from base 195 to 2255 and encodes 686 amino acids. The transcript has 11 exons. Gene Ontology annotation, biological process: intracellular signal transduction. Gene Ontology annotation, molecular function: protein binding.
GGUCCUUAAGGACUCAAGACACACUCAAGACUCCCAGAGACACCCAGGCAUAAGACAGAAAGCAACUGUGGAGGAGGGAGAAGCAACUGUGGAGGAGGGAGAAGGUUCCAUCAAAUCUGUAUACUUGAAAAAACUGUAUCAAGGUUGACCAUGGCAGACCAUCUCCUGUGCAGUAACAUUUUGCCAGAUUCAUCAUGACCACCAUGGCAGCAGCAUCUACGGCUGAUCAAGCUUUCGAGGACUACAGCAACUACAGUGGCUUGUCUGAUGCUGAACUGAUUCAGCUGUCCAUUGAACGCAGCCUGAGUGAUAUCUUCAGCCCUUCCUCAGAGCACUCACAGAGGUCAUCUUGUUCACUAGCUGCAGCAAGCCAACCUAUGCCCUUUGAGCAUGAAACCAUGCCAACAUUACUAGAGCUGCAGCAGGAGAAUCACAGAGCUCUGAGACAAACAGCUUUACACACUCGGAACAUCCCUCCCGCUGCCAACCCACAUCAAACCGCCAAUCACCCCAGCCAAAACCGGACAGAGAGUUCACAUAACUCUGCUGAAGACGGAGCGAGGGUGUGUUCUUGGACGAAAAGCAAAACUGGAGGUUUGCAAGUUAGAUUGAAACCCAUGGACAUGUCUGCUAUACAAUCAGCCAUCUGGAGGAAUGAUGCACCAAAACUCCUUGAAGUAUUGCAGGAACAGCCUUCUGACACUCUGAGUACACCAAACAAAAAAGGAUGGAUACAUUUGCAUGAUGCUGCAAACAAUGGUUAUGAGAAAUGUUUGAGAGUGCUGAUAAAAGCCUUUCCUAAACUAAUCAACAAACGUACCAACAAGCGCCAGACACCUCUGAUGUUGGCUGCUGCCGGCAAAAACCCAUUGUGUGUCCAGUAUCUUCUUGAGGCAGGAGCAGAUCCCAAUACAGCCGACAACGUAGGAGAGUCACCUCUCUACACAGCUUGUGAAAAUGCAACUGAGGAAAUAGUGGAGCUUCUUCUGAGGUUUGGAGCCAAAGCCUCACAGGCCAAUGCGAAAGGAAUGACACCAUUACAUGAAGCGGUGCGACACAAAAGUCUUGGCAUGUGCAAGCUUCUAGUGACAGCUGGAGCAAACAUAAGAGCCAGGAACACUUACGGCAUUGAACCACUAUUCAUGGCUGCCCAGGGAGGAGGCACAGAAGUAUUGAACCUCCUCAUUAAACAUGGAGCCUAUACUGACUGUCAAACUAGAGAUGGAGCAACACCUUUAUUUGAAGCAUCCAAGAAUGGCCAUGAAGAGGUGGUGAGGCUGCUUCUGUCUAAAAGAGUAAAUGUGAACAAAACAACCAAUGCAGGACUAACUCCUCUACACAUCGCCUCAAAGAAUGGACAUGCUAGAAUUGUAUCCUUAUUGAUUCCAAAAACGGCCAGAGUGAUUGUGCCAGAGAGUGGCAUUAGCCCGCUCCACCUUGCAGCAGAACAUGACCGAGAGGAUGUCUUGGAGAUUCUCAUCGAUGCGGGCUUUGAUGUCAACACUUUGCUGAAGUAUGACCACUCCCAGAUUUAUGAUGACCGGUGCUGCUCGGCCCUCCACUUCACUGUACGCAACAGCAACAUAGACACAGCCUCAAUGCUGCUGGAGGCAGGCGCUGACCCCAAUCUGGAUGCUUUCAACCCUCUUCUUUUAGCCGUGAGACAGGGAAAUCUAGAGAUGGUGUCUUUGCUGGUGGAGUAUGGUGCCAAUGUGAAUGCCUGCGUGCCAACACUCCCCACUACCUUUCCUGGAGCUCUGCUCUUUUGUAUGAAGCACACAUUGAUUUUGAAGUUCCUGCUGGACAAUGGAUGUUUUGCCAACGCCUGUUUCUCAUGUGUUUAUGGAAGCAGUCCACAUCCUCCAAUUAAGAGCCGGCUUACUAGUAGGGAUGAGCUGGACCUUGAUGAAAUUCCUCAGAGCGAAGCUGCACAGUUCUGUGAGAUUAUAGCGGAUCCCCUUUACAUCUAUUGGGCAGGACCUAUACUUGACCGUCUCCUUGAUUACACUGGUCCUGUGAAACUGUGUUCUAGAAUCACAGAACUUCUUGAGAGCAACAAGGAGUGGGUGUACAUCAAAGAAAAAUCAAAGCCAUCCUUCUGCCUGAUGCAUCUGUGCCGACUGAGGAUCCGCCAGCUGGUCGGAUGGCAGAGACUGAGGAGAAUGUCCAGCCUUCCUCUGCCUGGACGACUCAUCAAGUACUUGUUCUACGACAACGGAGAAUCUGAGAAUCUUUAUUCUUACUUUUUUGAUUGAGUGUGUAUGUGUGUGUCUCUUAACUUAAGCGCUGUCUUUGUCAGUCAAUAAUCUAACCAACAAAAGCUUGAUUGUCCACAACUUUCCCGAACUCUGACCUUUCCCAUGUUUGAUUGUUGGAUCAGAGCUCUGUCUUCUGCUCUACUGUGUUUACGUUUAUAGCUAACUGCUAGUGAGAAGUUCAGAGAUUACUAAAAUCAGUGAAUUGUAUAAAAGGGACUGCUGGUUAUGUGCUGAUAGAUAAAGGUGGACAGAGGUUUGCCACAGUACUAAUAACCUGUCGAGAAACUGUCUAAUGGCCAAGGAUUUUUGGGUUAGCUGGUUAGUUAAAUGGAAGAAAAGUUAAAUGCAAGAAAAGGUUAACUUGGCUGAUUGUGUUCCAGUAAUAGGAAGUUGUUAUUUUCUCUGAUUUAUUCUAUUAUAUGUCUUUUAUGUCUUGUAACUAUUCUUUUUUAAAUGUACUUUACAUUUUAAAGUUUUUUUCCCUUAAA